Daphnia pulicaria is the source of this 792-nucleotide messenger RNA. RefSeq names its product apolipoprotein D-like. The record is from RefSeq and is a predicted model, not a curated record. NCBI's taxonomy places the organism in Eukaryota, Metazoa, Arthropoda, Branchiopoda, Diplostraca, Daphniidae. The coding region runs from base 66 to 641 and encodes 191 amino acids. Gene Ontology annotation, molecular function: lipid binding. The transcript is spliced from 6 exons. Gene Ontology annotation, biological process: brain development; tissue regeneration; lipid transport.
CGAUUAUAAAGCCAGUCGCACUAGAGCAGCGACAAAACCCGGUUCUAUUUCCCUCAUUCUAAAAAAUGUCUUCUAGCUUUGGUACAAAGUGUUUGAUAUUUCUGUUUGUUGCAGUGGGAUGCUACCAUUCCGCAAAUGCCCAAGUGUUUACCUUGGCUCAAUGUCCAACCGUCCAAGUCAUCUCGCCCUUCGAUGCCGACAGGUACUUGGGCACAUGGUACAACAACCGAAACUACUUUGCCAUCUUCCAAGCUGGACUGGAUUGCAUAACAGCCAAUUACGCAAAAAAUUCAGACAAUAUCACUGUUACAAACACAGGAUUCAAAAUUAUCAAAAGAACUAAACAAGUAGCGCUCGGAUCAGCUCGUGUCGUAGAGCCCGGUAAACUAAUUGUUAAUUUUCCCGGAAGUCCCUCUUCACAGACCCCAAAUUAUUUGAUACUUGAUACCGACUACGACAAUUACGCUGUUGUCUGGAGUUGCUCAAAUCUUGGGCCCGUUAGCUUACGCUUUGCAUGGAUCUUAACUCGUGCUGAAGUCCCAACCAGUACUAACGUCAACAAAGCGCUAGCUGUAUUUCAGAGCUAUGCCAUCAACGUAAACAAAUUGAAAGUAACCAAUCAUAACAAUUGUCCCACCUGACGAUCCAAUUUGAAAAAUUGGUGACAAGAAAAAAGAGAAACACUGGGAUCUUUCAAGAUUUACCAGAUUCAUAUUUAUCAAUAAUUUAACCACAAAUCAUUUUUACUUUUCAUUACUUGGCUUUGUAUCAAUAAAACUUUUAUGCUUUAAA